Filobasidium floriforme is the source of this 720-nucleotide messenger RNA. RefSeq names its product ubiquitin-conjugating enzyme/RWD-like protein. The coding region runs from base 132 to 584 and encodes 150 amino acids. Gene Ontology annotation, cellular component: nucleus. Gene Ontology annotation, molecular function: ubiquitin conjugating enzyme activity. The record is from RefSeq and is a predicted model, not a curated record. The transcript is spliced from 5 exons. Lineage: Eukaryota; Fungi; Basidiomycota; Tremellomycetes; Filobasidiales; Filobasidiaceae. Gene Ontology annotation, biological process: protein K63-linked ubiquitination; DNA damage tolerance.
GGUGGGUAUGUGCACUCGACAACAUCUCGAUAGGCAAACACCGCAUACUCAUCACAGACGACGGAAGACCACACAACGUACACUAUCAAUUGAUCUGGACAGGAAGCUCGGACUGAAGCACCGGUACAAUAAUGUCUGCCAACCUACCCAAGCGUAUCCUCAAGGAGACCGAGAGGCUCGUAGCAGACUCGCCGCCCGGUAUCGAGGCUCACCCUCAUGAGGACAAUCUGCGUUAUUUCGAUGUCAAGAUCGAUGGACCCGGUGGGAGUGCUUUCGAGGGCGGAAUCUUCAAGCUGGAACUGUUCUUGCCGGAAGACUACCCCAUGGCACCUCCCAAAGUGAGGUUCCUCACCAAGAUCUACCACCCCAACAUCGACAAGCUCGGGAGAAUCUGUCUUGACAUCCUCAAGGACAAGUGGUCGCCCGCUCUUCAGAUUCGAACUGUGCUCCUCUCCGUUCAGGCGCUGCUAGGAGCUCCUAACCCUGACGACCCUCUCGCCAACGACGUGGCACAACACUACAAGGACGACGAGAAGGGUGCCAUUGCCGUGUCGAAAGAAUGGACGCAGAAAUACGCCGUCUAGGUCUCGACGCCUACUUGCUCCAUAACCGCACGAUCCGAUAUAUCCUUCUUCCUUCUCAGGUCCCACGUUGUGUCUCGUCGAGAGAUCUUGUUUUAUUUCUAGCGAAUUUAAAUAUAUAUCAUCAAAAAAGCAAAGC